Molecule: messenger RNA, 1377 nt
Organism: Mollisia scopiformis
Lineage: Eukaryota; Fungi; Ascomycota; Leotiomycetes; Helotiales; Mollisiaceae
Exons: 5
Coding region: 1-1377 (458 amino acids)
Source: RefSeq, a predicted model, not a curated record
AUGUUUUUCAAAAUCACUCUUUUAUCGCUACUGUGUAGCUUGACUUUCACAUACGCAGGCGAUUUCUGGACGGUGAAUUGUGGAACCCUUUCUACCCAACGAUCAGAUCCUAUCAUCAGUCCUGGAGUGCCAUCCGGUCAUGUCCACGCAAUUUCGGGGGGCACUGCGUUCAACAGGACUAUGCUUGGUAUCGAUGCUGCUGUUGAUGCGAAGGCUACCACUUGUGACAAGUACACUGAUCAUAGCAACUACUGGGCACCACAGUUAUACAACAUGAAGAAUGGCAUGUUUCAAAUGGUUCCAUACACUGGCGCGAACAUGUACUACAAAAGAUACACAUGCAGUUACCAAGCAGGAGUCCGGUAUUGCCCAUCCCCAACAGAUGCCAAGCCCUUUCCUCCAGGUCUUCGAAUGGUAGCUGGGGAUCCCACUCGAAGCAGAACUCAAAAUAUGUCCGAUCAGACAAACCAAGCUAUUCUGUAUGAGACGGGAAAUAAUGGCGAGGUGUAUGGGUUCCCAAAAACCUUGGUAGGAGACUUGACGCUGCAUGUUCACUUCCCUUCAUGUUGGGACGGAGUCAACGUGGAUAGUCCUGAUCACAAAAGUCAUAUGUCUUAUCCCGAUCCCUCCAAGGGCGAUACACAAGGCGGCAUGUGUCCCUCCUCCCAUCCUGUUGCUCUUAUUCACAUCGGCGCCGAAUUCGGGUUUGAUACCGGCAGUCUCGGUAUCGUCGAUUCUUCUACGGUCGUUUGGUCUAUGGGUGACACGACCGGUUUUGGCGGACAUGGAGAUUUUAUUCAAGGAUGGGAGGACCUUGAUGCUUUAGGGGAGUCGUUCGACAAUUGUAACGGCAUCGGUACAGCUUGUGCUUGGAAUUCUUUCGGUACUCCGAACGGAGAAAUGGGAACGAAGAACAAUUUGAGUCCUGAGAUCAUGCCGCCUUAUGAGAAUAUUGGGCUCCAAGGUCCAAUAAGCGCGCUGCCGGGUGGCAAUACGGUGUAUAGUGGGGGUGCUGGUGGGGGAACUCAGACCAGUUCUGCAACUUCGUCUGUGCCAACGACAAUGGCGACUGUAACUCGGGGAAGCAGUUCCAUGUCUAGGACCUCAAAGAUCACUACUACGGCCACUGGAGUUUCUACUACUCCUGGAAUGAUCAAAGGAAGCAGUUCAAUGUCUAUUGCUACCACAAUUUCUAUGCAACUUCCACCCACCACAACGAGCUCCUCGUCGCCAGCAAGCACCAGCGAAGCUAGCUCUGGGGAUGAUGGGGAUGAUGGGGAUGAUGGGGAUGAUGGGGAUGACGGUGACGAUGGAGACGAUGGAGAUGACUCUGGAAAUGACGAUGAUGGAGACGGUCACGAUGCUUGCGAGCUGUGA